AUGGCUGCGCCGUUGCAGAAACGAGUGCACUCCGGCACCAGCUCCGGCGGCUCAUAUGAGGUUACUUCCGCCCCAGAGUUCCCGGUGGGUCUCCGAGUUCUCGUCGUCGACGAUGAUACCACCACCUUGAAGAUUAUUGAGAAAAUGUCUAUUAGUUGCAAUUAUCGCGUUACCGCAUGCUCUGAUGCCACUGUUGCUUUGAAUCUUCUGCGAGAGAGGAAAGAUGAUUUUGAUGUGGUACUGAGUGAUGUUCACAUGCCAGACAUGGAUGGAUAUAAACUUCUUGAACAUGUUGGGUUGGAGAUGGAUCUUCCUGUUAUUAUGAUGUCUGUUGAUGGUAGAACAUGUGCUGUCAUGAAGGGAAUUAGACAUGGGGCUUGUGAUUAUUUAAUUAAGCCAGUACGUCUGGAAGAACUGAGGAAUAUAUGGCAGCAUGUCGUUAGGAAAAUAUACAAUGAAAAUAAAGAACAUGCAAAUUCUGGUGAUGCUAAACAUACUUCUUCAAUUGAAUUGGAGAUUGAUGACCCAUCAUCUAAGAAGCCCCGUGUAGUGUGGUCAGUAGAUCUGCAUGAAAAGUUUGUCAGUGCUGUGAUUCAACUUGGGCUUGACAGGGCUGUGCCAAAGAGAAUUCUAGAGUUGAUGAAUGACCCUGACUUAACAAGGGAAAAUGUUGCAAGCCAUUUGCAGAAAUUUAGAAUUUAUUUGAGGCGAUUAAGUGAAGUGGCACAGCAACAGAUUGGAAUGCUAAAUACAGUUCCUGGGACUAUAGAAUCCAAGUUGAGUGCAUCUGGAAGAUUUGACAUACAAGCUUUGGCUGCUUUUGGCCAUGUUCCUCCUGAAACACUUACAGCCAUUCAAGCUGAGUUUUUAGGUCACCCCAUAACUAACAUAAUACCUACGGUGGGCCAGAUUACCCUUCUCGAAGCAUCAAGACAGGGUCCAAUACAUUCUAAUGUUCAUCAUGGUUUGGCACAUGGUCAGCCUCUUGAAAAAUGCCCUUCCAACAUUGCCAAGAAUUUCCCUCAGCCCAUCGUUACUUUUGAUGGCACAUCUUCAAGAUAUGUUGCAUUUAAAUCAUCCAAUACAAUUAAUUAUGUGGGACCAAAUAGUAGCGUUGGAAGGUUGGGCGUUCAGAAUAAUGACAUGCUGGUGAAUAUAUUGCGGCACCAACAAUAGCAGCAGCACCCGCAACAGCCCUCACCUCUGAUACAGGAUCAAGUCAAUCAAUCAAUGUUCAACCAUCUCGUGUGGUAGUUCACUCUCAAGCUUCUGAAACUUGAAGGUGGUGAAUAAUCUUGCUACUGUCAACCAGGGUUGCAGUUUUGGCAGGAAUGCCAUAAUUGGUUAUGGUUCAUUGUCAAAAUCAAAUAAAUCAUUGAGUACAUCUCAAUUUACUAGUGGUGAUGCCAUAAUUGGUUAUGGUUCUUGUUCAAUAGGCUCCACCCAUAGCAAUAUUCCGCAGCUUCAAAACUCAACUUUCAUAUUUGGUGCUGCGAAACCAAUCCCUGAACUUCUGCCUGUUACUGAUAGACAAGUUCCCUAUGGUGUUAAAUCUGGUGCUUCACUUGAUCAAGCAUGUCCUAGCAGUCUUGGAUUUGUUGGCAGAGGUACCUGCAUUCCAAGUAGGUUUAUGGAAAAUGAAAUUGAAUCUUCUGCAGGUGAUUUUAGUCAAAUGAAAGUAUCCGUAGAUAGCAAUGGUAACACCAUGAAGGAGGAGCCAAAUUUUAUAUGAUCAUUAAAGUGUUCACUGAAUAGGUAAUUUGAGAUUUGUUUGAACUUUAUAAUAUUAUGAAUAUUAGUUGCAGUACUAUUUGACAAGUUUUAUAUUACUGGAGCUUAUUGUAAGUUGAAUGAUUAUGCUAUCUUUGCCUUGUAAGUUUCUUCAAUGGAAAUAAAA
Messenger RNA from Lotus japonicus, 1897 nucleotides. RefSeq names its product two-component response regulator ORR21-like. Gene Ontology annotation, molecular function: DNA binding. The record is from RefSeq and is a predicted model, not a curated record. NCBI's taxonomy places the organism in Eukaryota, Viridiplantae, Streptophyta, Magnoliopsida, Fabales, Fabaceae. Gene Ontology annotation, biological process: phosphorelay signal transduction system; cytokinin-activated signaling pathway. The transcript has 5 exons. Bases 1 to 1176 code for a protein of 391 amino acids.